AAGACAAUGAUAAGGAAAUAUUCCCAUAUGUAUCUUUUGCAAUAGAAAAAUAAUAAUAAAAUAAUUAAUUAUAUGAUACUGAGCAAUAAUUAUCUUUAUAAUAAAAGCCUUUAAAAAAAAUGUAAAUUGUACUUCCAUCAUGUGCACAUUGGUAAUAAAAAAACAAUUAAAAAAAAAUAAAAAAUUAAAAAAAUUAAAAAAAAAAAAAAAAAUCAAAUAAAAAAUAGGUUUGAUCUUGAUUAAAUUAAUCAAAUUGAAAAGGAAAGUCUUAGUGAGUUCUUCUGUGGAAAGCCUUCCAAAACUUAAGAAAUAUAUAAAAAAUAUAGGAAUUAUAUAGUGCAAACAUAUAGAGAAAAUCCAAGAAAUUAUUUAUCCGCAACUGCUUGUAGGAAAAAUUUAAUAGGAGAUGUAUGCUCAAUUAUAAGGAUACAUGGAUUUUUAGAAUAUUGGGGAAUUAUUAACUUUAAUUGUGAUACAUAAACAUUACCGAAACAUUUAGCAGAACAAAUUCACUUUUCAAAAGAUUUAAAAUAAUCUUAAAAUAUAUGUAAAUUAAAAUAACAAUAUGAGGUAUUUAUAUAGAUUUUUUUUGUUAUAUAUAUAAUUAAUCAUAAUAUUUAAAAAUAGCUUUAAAAAAAAAAUAGGCCUAUUUGUGAUUUUUGUGGAGUUAUUUGUGGAUUAAUAUGGCAUGAGGAAAAAUAAAUGAUAGAAAGUUAAUAAGAAAAUAUAAUUUUAUGUAAUUAAUGCUUUUAUGAAGGAAAUUAUCCAAAUUUUUUAAGUGAUAAAGAUUUUAAAAAAAAAAAUUUAAUAAAUAAAAUAAAUGAAUUUGAGUAAUAAAAAAAUAAUGAUUUUUAAUUAAAUGAAAAUGAGAAAAAUAAAAUAAUAUAAUUAAUUGAAAGUAAUAAGGAUAAUUGGGAAAAAACAAUAAAAGAACUAUCUGAAAGUAAAAAUAAGAAUUAAAUUUUCAUUUAUUUUGUUAAAAUACCUUUGUAAAAUGUAUUUAUGUAAGCUAAGAUUAUAAAAAAUGAAGAAAAAAAAAUAUAAUAAUAAGUUAAUGGAGGUAAUUAAAUUAUUGAAAAUAGAAAUAACGAAAAUUAAUAAAUUUAAUUAAAUGAAAAAAAAUAAAAUAAAAUUAUUUAACAUGUAAAUAUAUAUAUUUCUUUUAUAAAAUAUAUAUAUAUAAAUAAAAUAAAAAAUAGAUUGAAAUAUUUAAAGAAUUAAUAGAAAAAAUAUAAAAGAAAUAAAAAAUAAACUUAAAUGAAUAGAAAAUAAAAGAUGAAGAUUAUUAAAAAAUUUAAGAUUAAUAAAAAAUUAAAAUUAAAUAAUAAAAUGAAUAAAAAACUUCAAAUAUUAAAAAAAUAUUGGAAUAUUAAUUAGUAUCAAUAGAUAAUAAAUUAGAUUAUUUAGAAUAAUAUGAAAAUAUUAUAUACAGAGAAAGAAAUUAAAUAGAAAUAACAAAGAAUUGGCAUAGUGCUGAAAUAGUAAAUUAGGCUUAUAGAAAAUAUGAGUUUAAUAAAGAAUUAAAAAGAUAUUAUCAUGAAUAAAUGA
Messenger RNA from Ichthyophthirius multifiliis, 1548 nucleotides. Its product is annotated as swirm domain protein. The record is from RefSeq and is a predicted model, not a curated record. Gene Ontology annotation, molecular function: protein binding. The transcript is spliced from 2 exons. Lineage: Eukaryota; Ciliophora; Oligohymenophorea; Hymenostomatida.